GUCAGAGCAGAGGGAGGGAGCAGAGAGGCAGAGGACAACCCCGUCAGAGCACAGGGCAGACAGAGGAAGUGACUCGACAUUCCAGAUGGCGGACAUAGCCAGGAGAAUUCUUGCGAGGGGCUCAACUUCACCACCAGUUGACGGAUUACAGAGGACAGCAGAAGACUGACAGAGCUGAGGGGACGACUGGAUCUAUAACUUUGCCAUCAAUAUGUCAAAGGUAUUUAAGAAGACCAGCGGCAAUGGACAUAUUGCCCUGUACUUGGGGAAGAGAGAUUUUGUGGACAACGUGGAUUCAGUGGAAGUAGUUGAUGGGGUAAUUAAAGUGGACCCCUCUGGUCUUGAUGGCAGAAAAGUAUAUGUCUACCUUGCUUGUGCCUUCCGCUAUGGAAGCGAUGACCUGGAUGUCAUUGGGCUGUCCUUCAGGAGAGACAUCUGGAUACAGCGCGUUCAGGUGUAUCCACCUACAGGUGCAAACGCAACCAAAUCACCAAUGCAAGAAUCCCUCAUGAAGAAAGUUGGAGAGCAAGGAUGUCCCUUUUCCUUCCAGCUGCCAACAAAUCUCCCAUGCUCAGUCGCCUUGCAGCCUGGGCCAAAUGAUUCCGGCAAGGCCUGUGGCGUGGACUUCGAGGUUAAAGGAUACAUUGCCAACGCAGCUGACAAUGCAGAUGAAGUAAUUGAGAAGAAGGACACUUGCCGUCUGAUGAUUCGUAAAAUACAGUUCGCACCAGCUAACAACAAGCCCGGACCCAAGGCUGAAAUUUCCAAGCAAUUCAUGAUGACUGACAAACCAGUUCACCUGGAGGCCUCCCUUGAAAAAGAGAUUUAUUACCACGGAGAUCCAAUCACUGUCAAAGUGAAAAUCAACAAUGAAACCAGUAAGGUUGUGAAGAAAAUCAAGAUCACAGUUGAGCAGCUAACAAGUGUGGUCCUCUACUCAUCUGACACUUACACCAAGCCAGUCUGCUCUGAGGAGUUUGCGGAGACAAUAAAUGCCAACUCUACAUUUGAGAAGUCUUUCCAAAUUACUCCACUGCUGGCCAACAACAAAGAGAAGCGAGGUCUGUCAGUGGAUGGACGGCUAAAAGAUGAGGACACCCACCUCGCAUCCACUACCCUGAGUCAAGGAGACAAGGAAAUGCAGGGAAUCAUUGUGUCCUACAAAGUCAAGGUCAACCUGAUGGUGUCCGGCGGAGGCCUGCUGGGUGGCCUGACAGGAAGUGACGUCACUGUGGAGCUGCCUCUGACUCUGAUGUCCCCAAAACCCGCAGCAAACUGGAUUAAAGGCCUCUUUAGUUCAGGGCUGACAUCAGACUUGAGUCCAUGGAAGGAUGAGAUGACCAGCAAAGGAAUUCACCGGUCUGACAGAGAACACAGGACACAAAGGAACUCAACACCACUGACAAGAAGCACUAUAUGUCACUGGGUUACUACAAUGCUCUGAUUCCCCUUGUACAUAUACAUUUUUAUUAGGCAUUACUCUGAGAGCUCUAUCACUGAAAAAGAGUCUGAACUCUGUGUGACAUUUCUCUCAAUGCCAUCAUAGCAUUAAAUAGAAAUAAACAUGUGUUGUGUAUUUUUCUUUGCCAGAGGAAAUGUUCCAUAGCAUAGAUAGUAGACUUUUCUCUCCAUGUGUUACAAAUACUGAAGGUGCACAGCUUCAUUUAUUCUUAAUCUUUUAUUGCUGUGUCACUAGAACCAUGAGCUAUUAUGACUGAAUGUGCAGCUGUGGGGUUGAAUAUCCCCAAACUACUCCUACUUGUGUCACUCUUCAUAGAUAAGAGAAGGAAAUAAACACAUUGUUUCCCCAAACA
Messenger RNA from Lates calcarifer (barramundi perch), 1814 nucleotides. It is a transcript of the gene arr3b, whose product is annotated as arrestin 3b, retinal (X-arrestin). Lineage: Eukaryota; Metazoa; Chordata; Actinopteri; Centropomidae. The record is from RefSeq and is a predicted model, not a curated record. The transcript is spliced from 18 exons. Gene Ontology annotation, biological process: signal transduction; visual perception; G protein-coupled receptor internalization. Bases 212 to 1444 code for a protein of 410 amino acids. Gene Ontology annotation, molecular function: G protein-coupled receptor binding.